AUGUAUAAACAGCAAUUAACUCAUGUUGGUUAUAGUCCCACCUAUCCUUAUGUAACCAGCAACAAUCCACCAUCGAAUGAUAUUAUUAAUACAACUCCACUACAACAAUUUUUAUACGUUAAUAGCAAUAACUAUAAUAACGGCAGCAAUCCCUAUUUAAAUCCCAACCCUAACAGUGCUCCCAACUUUAAUAGCACUUUGUUGAAUCCUGGAAAUAUUAAUAAUAAUGCCAUCAGAUAUAACAGCAAUUAUUUAAUUCUUUCAAUUUCUAACCAUAU
Molecule: messenger RNA, 278 nt
Organism: Entrophospora candida
Lineage: Eukaryota; Fungi; Glomeromycota; Glomeromycetes; Entrophosporales; Entrophosporaceae
Source: the annotation of a GenBank genome assembly